GUCUCUCUCUCUCUGUCUCUCUUUCUCUCUCUCUGUCUCUCGUUCACUCUCUCUGUCUUGCGCUUCCCCCCCUGCUGCGAUCUCCUAUGGAAGGCCUACUGUCUUCAAUAUUGUUGAAAUGGCUGAUCAGCAAGACGACUGGGAAGCAGAAGAUGCUAUUUUCCUUGCUGAUAUGCUUCUGGCUCAAGAAAAAGAAAAGAAAGCCAAGGGCGAAGCAGACUCUGCUACAGGCAGUAGUUUUCAGGUCCGAUGGGUGGAAAAAAAUGCUGAAGGAAGUCCACUGCUAAAAAGAAGCAGAAGUGGAGAGACACGAAAUCGUGCUUCAGCUACAGUUUCCGUGGUUCCCAGUGAGGACUCUAUUCCUUUUGAGUCAGCUGAGGAGGUUCUCACAGUGACCCAAUCAGACUCCUCUCAACAGUUAUUUGAGACUGAGAUGAACAAACUGCAGGACAUUCUGCAGACCUCAGAAGAUAAUCCAGAUGCAAGUGGGCAUCCUUCCACCUCCACAUCAUGGGGCUUGCGCCAAUCUGCAGCCCAAGAUGAGUGGCGGAAAGCGAGGUCUCAUCAUCUGAGCUGCUUGCUGUUCUGCAACGUGGUUCCAGAGAAGAACUGCAGCCACUGCACAUCUCCUGCCAUCAUUCGAUGCAGAGACUGCAUGCCAGAGGAGUGGCUGUGUACGGAGUGUGACAUACACAUCCACAAAAAACACACACUCCAUAACAGGGAGUCCUGCAUUGGGGGAAUUUACAAGCCCAUAGAGCCAACAGUGUGCUGCGUAAAGCAAAAUGGCGGAUAUACACUCGUCAAUCAAGUAUGUCUUUUGCCUACAGUGAGGCCUGUCCAGUUGUGCACGUGUGAUCCUGCAACCAUAACAGAAUCAGCUGGUAGAGCAAUAAUUAUGGUUUGCAUAAAUGGUCAGUAUGAUUUGCACUUGCCAAACUUGUCUUGCAAAUUAUGUCUGACACAGUGGACACCUGACAUGAGUGACCUCAUACGCGGUUAG
Molecule: messenger RNA, 1003 nt
Organism: Perca fluviatilis (European perch)
Lineage: Eukaryota; Metazoa; Chordata; Actinopteri; Perciformes; Percidae
Exons: 7
Coding region: 119-1003 (294 amino acids)
Source: RefSeq, a predicted model, not a curated record